Messenger RNA from Hylaeus volcanicus, 979 nucleotides. RefSeq lists its product as uncharacterized. The transcript has 2 exons. NCBI's taxonomy places the organism in Eukaryota, Metazoa, Arthropoda, Insecta, Hymenoptera, Colletidae. The record is from RefSeq and is a predicted model, not a curated record. Bases 39 to 776 code for a protein of 245 amino acids.
CAAACAAUACAACAUUGUUUCAUUUUAUCAAGUGCAAAAUGAAUUGUGUUAAGGGGAAGCGUAAGAACAAAAUAGGUAACAAAACACUAGGAGGAAAGAAAAAGCAGGAUAAACAAGAAGACGUACGUCAGUCACGAAAAAAAAAUAAGAAUGAAUUGAAUGACGGCUUCAAUGAAACUGAAAAAGAGCAAUCAUUUCUUUUAACUAAUAACGACAUGUUAGAACAAAUGUUCCAGAUAAACAAAGAAAUGGAUUUGGGACGUAUUCCCGCUACUCUAAAAAAAGCAGAAAUAGAUUCAACAGACAAUUCGAUCCCUUUGACAGAAGAGCAGAAAGCUUUUUUUGACUCACCUAUGGUGAAACAUGGUAUACAUCCUGCCUAUAUUCUAGGUAUGCGCUCUCUUCCGCCGUAUGUACAAAAAAUAGUUUCGGAGGAAUCUUCAAGAACUCCAUCUGUUGAUUCAAUCAAAAUGACCGCUAAAAAACUCUUUAAUCCUUUAUUUCCCGAUACGAACAAGGAUACAUUAUUCGAGGGGAGAAGAGAUGAACAAUCGUAUAAAUUACCGACGGACUUUCAUGAGCCGUGUAACAGUAAAAAAUGGACGAAUAGCUGGCCAUACGUUCCACGUUACACAAGUCCUGGAUACGCUUUUAAAGGCGCUACGUUUAGUCAUCCAAAUUGUGAAAACGUAUCAAAAAGACCUCAACCGUGGCAUCUUCUUAACGAUAUCCAAUCUCUUGCCUCGAACACCUUCUUAAGUUGUUGGACAUGGUAACCUAGCAAGUCUUCCCAAAUGCACGUGUUACCACAGCCAGUAAAUUCCUGCUAUACUAUCCUAACACGUUACUACUGCUGAGUCGAUAUUAACAUAUCUACAUUAUCAUUUUUUUGAAAAGAAAUGAUUUUAUUUAAUUUUUAAUUUUAACAUUACUUUAUUUUUUUUGCUUGUUCUUUAUUUUGAUACCAUUGUAUAUUAUC